This is a messenger RNA of Scomber japonicus (chub mackerel), 1020 nucleotides long. It is a transcript of the gene ca4a, whose product is annotated as carbonic anhydrase IV a. Gene Ontology annotation, cellular component: plasma membrane. Bases 20 to 1012 code for a protein of 330 amino acids. Gene Ontology annotation, molecular function: zinc ion binding; carbonate dehydratase activity. The transcript is spliced from 8 exons. The record is from RefSeq and is a predicted model, not a curated record. Lineage: Eukaryota; Metazoa; Chordata; Actinopteri; Scombriformes; Scombridae.
UAUAAGACCCCCUGCAAGAAUGCGAUUACAUUGGGAAAAAAACAAGUCAUUGUGUUGCUUCCCUCGCUCGAGUCAGAGACGCACCAAAAUGCAGCAUCUAAUUCUGCCCGUUCUCCUGGCAUCCCUAUGGACCCUCUGCACAGGAGCAGGAGAUUGGUGUUAUCAGUCCCAGUUCACCUGUGACCAUGCGUGCAACACACCAGACAAGUGGGACCAUGCCAACAGUGCUUGUGCAGGAAAACAACAGUCACCCAUCAAUGUUGUGACCAGAAAGACUCUGCCAGACGAGCGUCUGACUCGUUUCAAAUUCGACAACUAUGAUCAUAUCUUCAGAGAGACAAUCAAGAACAACGGCCACUCAGUUCAGGUGAAUGUUCCUCACGUUGCCACUAUCUCAGGCGGAGGCCUGCCGGACACCUACAAGGCUGUGCAGUUCCACCUGCACUGGGGCACCGACGGAGGGCCUGGCUCUGAACACACCAUUGAUGGGGAGCAGUAUCCCAUGGAGCUGCAUAUUGUUCAUAUGAGGGAAAAGUACACUGAUCUGACUACAGCACUAGCAGACGCACAGGGAGUUGCAGUCCUUGGAUUUUUCUACGAGACGUCCAGGAGUGCAAACCGAAAGUAUGACUCCAUGAUCAACGCUCUGAAAAGCAUCACAGAUACAGAUGCCAAUACAUCUCUGUCUUCCAUCUCCUUGGCGCAGCUGAUCCCACCUGAGCAGAAUAUGACCCGCUUUUACCGCUAUAAGGGCUCCCUGACCACCCCAGGGUGCACUGAGUCUGUGAUUUGGACUUUGUUUGAAAAGCCCAUCCCCUUGAGCCAUGACCAGCUGAAGACAUUCUCAGGCCUCAAGUUCAAAGACGGGAAGCGGAUGGUGUCGACCUUCAGGCCGGUGCAGCCCCUCAAUGGCCGACAGGUAUACCGGUCGGGAGGCGCGGUUAUCCUGGUCAGCUCCGCCCUCCUUGUGGCUGCCAUCGCCAUGGCCUUGGGACUGUCCCAGCCUAACUAGAGCAAGGC